AUGGUCAAGUCGCGUCUACUCGUGAUAAACGCUUUAGACAGCGAGUUUAUUCAUCUUUAUGAAACACAGAUCUCCUCUAAAGUUCUUAGAAUACUUGACAACCUAAGUACUGCGAGUUCCGCGGAACCAAACAUUCUACAUAAUUAUAACGCCUCGGAGGCAGCUGUUGAUGUAGACACAGUCGUUAUAAAGAACCUAAAACGAAAAUAUGCUGUAGAAAGAGGCGAUAGAUAUAUGCUCAAACGAAAGCUAUAA
This is a messenger RNA of Penicillium cinerascens, 255 nucleotides long. RefSeq lists its product as uncharacterized. The transcript is spliced from 2 exons. Lineage: Eukaryota; Fungi; Ascomycota; Eurotiomycetes; Eurotiales; Aspergillaceae. The record is from RefSeq and is a predicted model, not a curated record. The coding region runs from base 1 to 255 and encodes 84 amino acids.